Molecule: messenger RNA, 4218 nt
Organism: Sceloporus undulatus (fence lizard)
Lineage: Eukaryota; Metazoa; Chordata; Lepidosauria; Squamata; Phrynosomatidae
Gene: TERT
Product: telomerase reverse transcriptase
Exons: 14
Coding region: 89-3457 (1122 amino acids)
Biological process (GO): telomere maintenance via telomerase
Cellular component (GO): telomerase catalytic core complex
Molecular function (GO): telomerase RNA binding; telomeric repeat DNA binding
Source: RefSeq, a predicted model, not a curated record
CUAUAGCUACUUUACUAAUAAUACAACAGAAACCAUUCGCGAGAAUAUUAUCUGGGAGAUCAUUCUGAACAGAAUUGGGGAUGACAUCAUGAUGUAUAUGUUGGAGCACUGUUCUGUCUUUAUGCUAGUGCCACCUAGUUGUUGUUAUCAAAUCUGUGGGCAGCCCAUUUAUGAACUUUCACUAAAGAAUGCCACACCCUCCUCAGAGUUCUUCAGGCAGAGGUAUCCUGGGCCAUCACACAGUACCAUGUCUCGUUACCUGCAAGGAAGGCUUCCAUCUUAUAGGCCAUACCUGUCAAAGGGAAACUGGAAAAAAUGGAACUCUAGAAGACAACCAGGAAGCAAAGCAGAAGAUGUUUUAGACGUUAACUAUCAGCAAUCUUCAGUGGUUCACAAAGCUGGGCAGAAUCCAAUAGCAAACAAACCAGUUACAAGUGCCAGUGAGUGCCUAGAAAGCCAACAAAAACCCAGUCAAUGUACAUCAUUAACAACACAGUUGCUUAAAAGAAAACGGAAAAGCCGGUGUGAAAUUAGUGCUAAAAGAAGAAAAAUAAUGCAAACAGAGGACAGGCUACAGAAAAAAACAAGAAACCCACUUCCCACUAAAAGCAAAAAUCAAUUUAUUCUGGAUAGUGGUGGUACCACAUCUAAAGGAUCCACAAGCUCAUGUUUAGAGGAUGGGCUAACUCUUGUGACAUCUGUCCCUGAGAACCAUGAACAUGGAGCACAGACCUCUGGUGUACCUUGUACACUUUUAGAUCAGAAGAUUUUUGUGGGUGAUAAGACAAUAACACUAGAUAGUGGGAGUAAAACUCAUCGUCAAUCUAGCACAGGAAAAGACUUUAGGGCCCACAGCUCUAAGUCAGGUGAGAAGUCUCCAGAUAAAACCUCUGUUCCUGGCAUCCAUAUUGAAAAACACACACUCUUGUAUUCUCGUCGGCCAUUGAAGGAAUGUUUGCCUAAAUCUUUUGUACUAAAUCAGUUGAAGGGUUCUUUGUCUGGGGCACAAAGGCUAAUAGAGAUUAUGUUUUUCACUAGUAAGAUUACAAAGCAGCUGGGUAGUUCACAUCUUCUGAGUCAUGGCAAGCGAAAGAAGAGGCUUCCUAAGCGAUAUUGGCAGAUGAGAGGCCUGUUCCAAGAAUUGCUACAGAACCAUGCCAAGUGCCGUUACCUGGAGAUUUUAAAAAAGAAUUGUCCUAUCCUGAGUUCUGAUUCACUCAAGAUUGGCACAGGAGAACAAGGUAGCAAAAGAAAAGGACACCAAGAGGGAGGACACUCAUCCAGUAGGAUACAGCAGGUCAAUGCUACAGAAGAUUGCCUCAGUUCUGUACCAGUUGGCUUAGACCCAUUCCCAGGAACAUCAGGAACUUUAAGCAGAAGCUGUGAGGAGACUGUGUUGAGCCAAACAGGAACAGAGGAGAAACCUGUCCAAAAUUCCACUACUUCUAGCUUCAUGGAGUUCCUUAAACAGCAUAGCAGUCACUGGCAAGUGUACACUUUUGUGAGGGAAUGUCUAGAGAGAGUGGUUCCUGCUGUGCUCUGGGGUUCUAACCACAACAAAUGCCGCUUCUACAAAAAUGUGAAAAAGUUCAUCUCCCUGGGGAAGUUUGGCACGUUUUCUUUGCAGGAGCUGUUGUGGAAAAUGAGAGUGAACGAUUGCAUUUGGCUGCGUCUGACCAAAGGAUCUGGCCAUUUUGUUCCUGCAUCUGAACAUAAUUUUCGUCAAGAUCUGAUGUCUAAAUUCUUCUACUGGCUGAUGGACUCCUAUGUUGCAGAGCUCCUCCGCUCUUUCUUCUAUAUCACUGAAACCAUGUUUCAAAAGAACUUACUUUUCUUCUUCAGAAAGUCUGUUUGGAGCAAGUUAGAGAGCAUUGGAGUUGGGAACCACUUGGCCAAAGUGCAUCUUCGUAUCUUAUUAAAGGAGGAGAUCAAAAUUUUGCAGCAGGAAAAGUGUGUUCCCCUGGCAUCAAAACUCCGGUUCAUUCCAAAACCAAAUGGGCUGCGACCUGUGGUCAGGCUGGAUGGUGUAGUAGGCGCUGAAACAUUCUGCAGAAAGACCAAAGACAGAAAGGUUCAGUACUUCAACACACAACUUAACAACUUAUUUAGUGUUCUCAAUUAUGAACGAAUGAAGAACCCUGCCUUGCUUGGCUCUUCCCUUUUUGGGAAGGAUGAUAUUUAUGCAGUGUGGAAGAAGUUUGUUUUGAGGAUCUUGGAGCUGAAUGCUGAAAUGCCUCGAUUUUACUUUGUGAAGGCUGAUGUCACGGGGGCUUAUGAUACCAUCCCCCAUAACAAACUGGUAGAAGUAGUUUUGCAGGCCCUUUCUCCAGACAAAGAGACAAUUUACAGCAUACGGCGCUAUGCAGUUAUCACAAGGACAAGAAAUGGACUUAUCCGAAGAUAUUACAGGAGACACGCGUCUACUUAUGAGGAGUUUGAGCCUGAGAUGAAACAGUUUGUGACUCACCUUCAAGAGAGCACCUCACUGAGAAAUGCGGUAGUAGUUGAGCAGAGUGUUUCUUUGAAAGAGACCAGUUCCAGCCUCUCAAAGUUUUUCUUGCAGUUCAUCCGAAACAGUAUCCUGAAAAUUAAGGACAGGUACUAUGUCCAGUGCUGUGGAAUCCCCCAAGGUUCCAUUUUGUCCACUUUGCUUUGCAAUCUGUGCUAUGGAGACAUGGAGAACAAGCUACUACAGGGCAUACAGAAGGAUGGAACCCUAGCCAUGGGGAUUCCAGAGUAUGGCUUUGUUAUAAACCCAUCUAAGACAGUUGUGAAUUUUUCUGUUGAUGAAGAUCUACCUGGAUGCUCGGGGUUCAAACAGUUACCACCUCACUGCGUCUUCCCAUGGUGUGGAUUUUUAAUUGAUACACAGACUCUUGAAAUAUAUAGCGAUUACUCCAGUUAUGCCUGUACAUCUAUCAGAUCCAGCCUCUCCUUCAACUCUAGUGUCAGAGGUGGUGUGAGCAUGAGAAAGAAACUGCUUGCUGUCUUGCAGCUGAAAUGCCACAGUUUGGUUGUAGAUUUACAGAUCAAUUGCCUUAAAACAGUCUGCAUUAAUGUUUACAAGAUCCUUCUGCUGCAGGCCUACAGGUUUCAUGCGUGUAUUCUUCAGCUUCCCUUUAACCAAAAAAUUAAAAAUAACCCUGAUUUCUUCCUGAAAAUAAUCUCUGAUACUGCUGCAUACUUCUUCUCUCUUUUGAAAGCCAAAAAUUCAGAGAUUUAUUUUUCUCCUACUGGUGCUUCAUCUCCAAUUACUUACAAAGCAGUCCAGUGGCUUUGCUAUCAUGCCUUCAGUGUUAAACUGACAAUUCACAGGGCUAUUUACAAGUGCCUUCUUCUACCACUCACAGUAUGUAAAAUAUCAUUACUUCAGCAAAUGCCAGAAGCUACUGUCCAGUUGCUAAAGGAAGUGACAGAGCCAUCGCUUCAUAAUGACUUCAAAGCUAUCCUUGAUUAACUGCCUGUAUCCACAUUCAUAUUUCAUUUUCUUCUCCAUGCACAAGAUCUCUUCAGACUGAUGAUGAGGUUCAACCUUUUGAAACAAUUGUUGCAUAGUGAAUCAACAGAUAGAUAAAUCUGAUUGAAUGGGUCUACUCUAGUUCGGACCAUCAGUACAAUUUGGUCCCUUGUGUGUUUAUUUUAAAUAAGGACAGGCAUUUUGGUACCGUCCAGAAAUAAUCAAAUAUAUGUUUUUUGUGGUAUCGUGUCUAAAAAGUUAUUUAUGGUUGCAAGUUUUUACAAAAAUGUGACCCACAUUUUUAUACUAAAUUGCAUAUUUUAUUUUUAUAGUGUUGGUGUCAGGAUCAUGUAGUUUGUCACAAACCUUGCUCAAUAAAUGUAGAAGUGUUGUAACCUAUUUCAUUAUUUGCAUUAUUUGCGAGCCCCAUUAUAUUGCUUAUUCCUUAUCAGCAAGGAAGUAAUUCACAAGGGAUGUCAUUAUACCUUUCAGCCCGGGGCUUGCUUUGCUCAGUCUUAACCCUCAAACAUUUUAUGUGAGAGAAUUAGAUGAGUCUGAGAUUAGAAUAUGCACUCAAGCAUAAGGAUUUGAGAUACUGCUGUAGUUUUAUUGAGGGCACUAAACCUGCACAGGAGAAAUUGUUGCCCCCUUCCCUAUUGCUUUAUUGAUAUAAUCCCAAGAGCUCAUUUGCCAGGCUGACUGCAACUCUCUGUAUGGUUACUGUAUCAUUCUUAGUAACAGUAUGCCUACUUGUCAGCUUA